Sceloporus undulatus (fence lizard) is the source of this 756-nucleotide messenger RNA. It is a transcript of the gene RPP14, whose product is annotated as ribonuclease P/MRP subunit p14. The transcript has 8 exons. The record is from RefSeq and is a predicted model, not a curated record. Lineage: Eukaryota; Metazoa; Chordata; Lepidosauria; Squamata; Phrynosomatidae. The coding region runs from base 277 to 675 and encodes 132 amino acids.
GAGGUGGAGCCUCGCUAAUAGGCCUGUGGGCCAUUCUGUCCUUUCGAGUCGCCCUGCGUCCUUUCAGCGCAUGCGCAAGAGAGAGGCAGCCUCAAGUGCUGAUUCUGCUGUAACGUAUAAAGUGGAUAAAUUCUGAGCAGCGGCAGUUAAAACAUGAAGAGCUACGAUUAGUGCCAGAGAACGGAUGGCAUAGAAAGCUUCUAGUUGAUCCCAGUGAAUGACCUGAGGCACUGAUUAUCUCUGCUUCCUGUCCAGUUCCCAAAGAAUUUGGCUAAGAUGAUUGAAUGUGGUGAUGAAAAUAACGGCCUCAAGCCUACUUCCUACGAAAGAAUAGUUCUCAAGAAUGUUUCUGAAUAUCAUUAUCUGAAGAUCCAUCUGGAAUUCCAAGAAGCUGACAUUAGCCUGAAUGCUGUCGAGUUCAAGCAACUCAUCAUCUCCGCUCUGAAACGUUUACAUGGAGAGGUUGGAGCAGCUUUGCCUGUUGAUGUAUUGACUUAUGAAGAAAAAAACUUGUCUGCAAUACUUAGAGUACCUAAUAGUGGCUUAGUAAAGCUGUGGAGUGCUCUGACAUUGCUUGGUUCCUAUCAGAACAGAAAUUGUGCUUUCAGGGUAGUACAGACCUCUCCAUUUCUUCUUGCAUUAGCUGGGAACAGCAGAGAGCUGGUGCUAGAUUAAAUCCACAGAAAAGGCAACUGAAUGAAAAAGAACUGUCCAAAAUGUUGAUACCAUUGCCCAGAUGCAGAUUUUUGUCUCCGA